Molecule: messenger RNA, 2547 nt
Organism: Brettanomyces nanus
Lineage: Eukaryota; Fungi; Ascomycota; Pichiomycetes; Pichiales; Pichiaceae
Exons: 2
Coding region: 1-2547 (848 amino acids)
Biological process (GO): GPI anchor biosynthetic process
Cellular component (GO): endoplasmic reticulum membrane
Molecular function (GO): mannose-ethanolamine phosphotransferase activity
Source: RefSeq, a predicted model, not a curated record
AUGGCUAAUCCGCCAACAACAACGCUGCAGAGACUUAAGGGGCUUACUACAGGAUCUCUUCCUACUUUCAUAGAUGCGGGUUCCAACUUCAAUGGUGAUGUUAUCGAUGAGGACAACUUGAUUAGCCAGCUCUACUAUAGUGGCCGCCGGGUUGCUUUUGCGGGUGACGAUACUUGGGACGCUCUCUUUGGACCUUAUUUGUAUAGAAAUCUCACUUUCCCGUACGAAUCUCUCAACGUCUGGGAUCUUCAUAGUGUCGAUCAGGGUGUCAUCGACCACAUUUUCCCUAUGAUAAGACACAAUUCCACCGACUGGGAUGUUUUGAUAGGGCAUUUCUUGGGUGUUGACCAUUGCGGCCAUCGUUACGGACCUCAGCAUUAUGCCAUGAAAGAGAAAUUACUGCAGCUGGACACUGUUAUUCGUCAAGUCAUUUCGCAAAUGGAUAACGAGACCGUUUUAUUUGUGUUUGGGGACCACGGAAUGGACUCCACAGGCAACCAUGGUGGAGAAACACGCGACGAACUUGAAUCGGCCUUAUUCAUGUACUCCAAGACCCCCUACUUCGGUCAUGUGGAUUCUACAGAAUAUGAUACCGGCGAUUUGGGAUCCAGAUAUCGCUCAGUCAAUCAGAUUGACUUUGUUCCUACCUCAUCCAUGCUUUUAGGAAUUCCAAUACCGUUCAAUUCGUUAGGUUCCAUUAUAAAAGAGACGUUUUUGGGCCCUCAAGGAAACGACACGGCCAAUCUAGCUGAAGCCAUGAGGAUAACGGCCUCUCAAAUUGACCACUAUAGACACGCCUCCCAGGAGUUGGCCUUUGAUUCAUCUGUCAACGAACUUUAUCAGCACUUAAAUGCGUCAUGGUUGCAGAAUGCGUCGUCAGAAGAGUUUGUAGAAGAAGCAUAUAACUACCAGCAGUUUUCUUUGGCCAAAUGCAAAGAGAAAUGGGCAACUUUUGAUGACACCAACAUUGCAAUAGGUAUCGGUCUUAUGUCAUUGGCAUGGAUUUUGCUCGUCAUUUACUCCAAGCUGAUCCCCUCAGUGGUGGUGGCCCAAUUGAAUCCUCAAUUCUUUUAUUCAUCAAUGGCAUUGAUGCUUGUAUAUACCGCUCUUCUUGCAUCAUUCAUCUUUGUUUUCAAACCCACUAGUCUUCCUAUUUCUUGGGCAUUGCUUUUGGGAGUGGCCUUAGGCAUCGUCAAUGGUAUUCUUGCGCCUAUAAUGGAUAGGUACUCUAUUCCUUGGCUUGUCAGUCAAGUUAAAGAGAACUUGAUUCAGAAUGGUUGGACUUAUAUGGGUAUAAUCAUUAUAGCCAUGCAUUCACUAAUCUUCACCAGCAAUUCCUUCAUCAUCUGGGAAGAUCAGAUCACCUGUUUUUGGCUAGUCACCUUUGGAGUUUGUGCAUUCUUCAAAUCGUUCCAGCUAACCAAUUCUAAUAGAAGGCUUCUGGGUGCCUACCAUUCACUUAUAUUCAUUUCUUUGACUAGAUUGGUGUCCCAAAUAAAGCUAUGUCGUGAAGAGCAAGGUGAUAAGUGCAUUUCCAAUUUCCAGACAAGUUUCUACGCCGUGGCAGGGCUUUAUAUCUCGGCUAUUGUACUUCCAUGGAUUAUCAAAAGCUUCUACAUCUCAUCUAAUAGCUAUGAAAGUUCCGCACCGGUAUGGAUUUCUCAAGGAUUUCGUGCCAUGAUGUUUCUUACAGCUCUGACAUGGAGUAUAGAAUUAUUGGAGCAUGACUUGAAGCUUACGAAGUCGCUUAAUAUUAGCUUCGACACCUUAAAAACCAUCAGAAUAACGCUGGCUCGAAUAGUCCUUGGUGUUUCCCUCUUGGCUGCUAAUUUUGGCUGGGCCAGCGGCCCACUUUGCGUGAAAGUUGAACUGCAAGAGGAACCAAAACGUGCUCAUAUCAUUGGCUACGGCAAUGCAUACGGAUCCACUUAUUUCCUCUUCUUCAUCAAUUUUUUGAGUGCCAUUUUACUCUGCAGCAAGCCUCUUGCGGGGCUUUCGUUGGCCGUAUUAACCUAUCAGUUCCUUUCACUAUUGGAGAUCGUUGAUUUGCUCAACAUAAGGACUAAUCUCAUAUCUGUCGUCGUCGUAGGUCUACUUGGAUAUCUUCAUUUCUUCACCACAGGCCAUCAGGCCACACUACAAUCCAUUCAUUGGGAUGCCGCUUUCAUCAUUACAGAGACAAUUAGUUUUCCAUUUACUCAUUUGACUAUAAUCUUGGAUACAUUUGGCUCUUUCAUCUUGAUAUCUAUUGGUGUGGCAUUACUUACUCUUUGGAGGCAACCUCCAACUAGUAGACCGGUGGCGCUUGUAUCUAAAGUGGUGGAAAAUGCAACAAGUUUGUUGCUCUACCAAAUUAGUCUCACCAUUUCAACGAUGGUGAUGACGAAUCACUUCAGAAGACAUCUUAUGGUGUGGAAGAUUUUUGCACCAAGGUAUAUGAUGAACGGAUUGAUAUUGAUAGUGAUGAACUUCAUCUUGGUGUUUGUUACAAUUGGCUUUGCCAGUCCGAGAGUGCUGAAGAGAUGGUACGAUGUGUUUGGGGCGUGA